Molecule: messenger RNA, 2346 nt
Organism: Aspergillus candidus
Lineage: Eukaryota; Fungi; Ascomycota; Eurotiomycetes; Eurotiales; Aspergillaceae
Exons: 5
Coding region: 1-2346 (781 amino acids)
Source: RefSeq, a predicted model, not a curated record
AUGGGGACCGACGCAGACGGCGAUUCUCAGAUGGCAUCCUCGCGCGAAGCCUCCCCCGCAGGUGCCCGCACCCCGACCAACGUGCGCACCGCGGAGCUCUCCCCGCCCGGCUCGCAGACACAGACCACCGCCGCACCUCCAGACUCGCAGACCCAGACACAGGGGUCAUCGCAGCAGCAACCGCAACAGCAGCAGCAAAAGAUACGGCAGCCAGGAGCGUCAUGGAUGAACAAGCGCGCAGAAGAGGAAUACCAGCGGGCGAUGGAGCAUGUUAUUGAUCAGGACUUCAGUCUCGAUGAGUUUGGAGAUCCAUUUGAUGACCGUGAUAUGCUCCUCCCGCAACGCGACAACGAUCUCACAUGCGAAGAGAACCGCAUCCACUUCACCCCCGUCAAAACCGCCCGGUCGGCCCCGCGAGUCUGGGACCGCAAGCCGUCGACGUCCUUCCUGGCGCGCUCCAAGUCGCGCAAGGUCUGGAAGCGCUUCCGCACCUCGUUUAACAGCCUGAAGAUGCUGGAGCAGAUGGUCGCUGCCGAGGAUGCGGUCGACGACGAGCCCCAGCUGGAAAUCAACGGCGCUCGCAACGCGGAGUUCCUUCGCGGCGUCAAGCGUCGAUUUUUACUCCUGGAAAAUUCCGACCAGGACAGAAAUUCUACGGAGCAGACACAUGGGCGGUCAUUCCUUGAAACGAAAUGGGAGUCGGAAGCGACGGGGCGAAAACACAAAUUACCCGCGAGCGGCAGCGAUCUCGUGGUCAAGUCGGACGCCAUGGCGGUGCAUGGCUCCCCGACGGGCGCAAUCAGCGAAGAUAUCACCCCCCACGGGACAACUCAACCGACCGACACGUCAAAGGGGACCGGGCCCGUGCAGGCGGGGGUGGAUGAGAGCGAAUCCGUGAGUCCGCCGCCGGAGGCCCCCACCGACGCCAAUUCGGUGGCAGCCUAUCCCUCCAUGCUACAUGGCGAGUCCAGCUGUCUACAUAGUGGGGUGGAGGAUGAAUCUACAGACUUAAAAACCCACGGUCUUAUCGACCAGCCUGGAACCGACCUCGUCGAACAAGACGGUGAUGCAGCUCUGGCUGCGACUAUGACGAAUGAUCCAUCUGGCGACCACGAGGUGGCUGUUGAUGUUCCCCCGUCCCCCGCUCCGGGGGCGCCCGUGCAGGACCUGCCGGCCGAACUUGAAUCAACCCUGGUCCGAUCUGCCCUGCGCAGCUCCCUGGAUGGGGAAGAUGCGCAGUUGUUGAAUAAUUUCCUGUUCAAGGCCAAGGCGAAGCGCGAGGCCAAAGCUGCCGCCAUGGUCGCUCAUGACGAGGGCGAAAAGUCAGCGGAGGCGCCCGAGGGGGUUGACUCGCCGGUCCCGCAGUCCACCCCGCAGUCGCGCCGCGUGCUCAAGGAUCUCGACGCCAAUUCGCCCUCGCCGCAGAAAUCGCCGCAGAGGUCCCCGGUGAAGCCACCCCAGAGGUCACCCCAGCAGUCGCCGAAGAAGUCGCCAAAGAAGUCUCCUCAGCGACCCACAUUGUCGCCCACCAAGCCGCGGGAGCAGGCCGCCGCGCCGGACCGCCAGCAGCCUGCCAGUCCACGACGCAGCACGCGGACGCGGACGCCGAAACCGCCCGCGCGAGCGCCCACGCCGACUGUGCGCAACACACUCUCCCUGCGGCGACCCAAGGGGACCGAGUUCAUCUUCAACCACCGGACGGAAGCGCAGGAGCUGGCGCUGGCGACGCGGCGCAACACACGACAGAACCGCGGGGAUGCUCUGAUGCCCAAGUACGCCCUGCAGCAUCUGGAGGACAGCCCGGCCGCCGAGGUCCAACCCGAUGCCGGUGCCGAGGACACUCAGCAGCCGGUCUCGACAGGGCGCAAGCAGGUCUCGUGGAACGACGCGCAGCUCGUGCAGUUCCAGGGUGACGGCGAUGGCGAUGACGAUAGCGAUGGCAAGACGGGAAGCCAGGAGGUCAGCCAGGGCCGAAGCGAGAAACGCAAAGCCACCAGUCGUGGCACGCGAUCCAAGGAGGGGGAUCAGGAUCAGAAUCAGUAUCAGAGUUCGGCGGCGCCGACUAAUGCGCCCGCUACUGCAACACCCAAGGCGCGACGCAUGCGGCGGUUAGGGACGCCCAAAUCCGCCGAGGCCAGUUUGGAUCCCAGCGCGUCACCACCGCUGUCGUCGUCGUCGUCGCUGGGGGGGACGCCCGAUAGGAGGAAGUUGACGCCCAAGUCGGCUAAGCCGACAUCACUCUUCAGCAGUCGACCAUCGCUGCGCAGUUCGGUGCACAAUUCGAGUUUGCUGCAGUCGCACGCGGGAUCGACGCCUGUACCGCGACGGGUGCGAUCGCGGACAUAA